AUGUCUGAUAAUUUGAAUUCAUCAUUCGAGGUUGACUUCAAGUCACCAAAGAAGUCACCUCCUCCAAAGAAGACUGAGCACUUGUUUGCUCCAAAGCAGGACAGCAGUGUUCUGGUCGAGCAACAGAGAAUGGAGGAUGCACAAAAGAUACAUGAUCAAAUCAUCCAAGACAGGAAAGAACGUUGUUCACUCGACUUCCAACGUUCAAAGGAGACGACCAAGCGCACACAUGACAAGGAGCAAGAAGAGAUGGCCGAGAGGAAGAAAGAGUACGAGUUGGAGCAGGAGCACGCAGAAAAGCUGCACGAGAAAGAGGUCAACAUUAGAAAGGAGAAGGCAGAGGCUGAAGUCAAGCAUGCCAAGGAGGUUUCCCAGAGAGUCAAGGAGAGCAAGCUCAAUGGAACUGCCGCUGUAUCCACUUGA
Molecule: messenger RNA, 423 nt
Organism: Acytostelium subglobosum LB1
Lineage: Eukaryota; Evosea; Eumycetozoa; Acytosteliales; Acytosteliaceae
Exons: 1
Coding region: 1-423 (140 amino acids)
Source: RefSeq, a predicted model, not a curated record